Molecule: messenger RNA, 871 nt
Organism: Mytilinidion resinicola
Lineage: Eukaryota; Fungi; Ascomycota; Dothideomycetes; Mytilinidiales; Mytilinidiaceae
Exons: 2
Coding region: 1-759 (252 amino acids)
Molecular function (GO): acyltransferase activity, transferring groups other than amino-acyl groups
Source: RefSeq, a predicted model, not a curated record
AUGCUUACUAGGACGAUAGACCGCUUCAUUUACACACCCUACUUCGGAUCAAUGGAAUCGCCAACAACUAUAACGACACCGCGGUUGCGGCUGACUCACAUUACAGGAGUGGAGAGCGGCUCUAUAGCGUUGUCCGAUCUUCAUUGUGUUUGGGGCAACGAGAUCGCUACUAAGUGGAACAUCCACGGGUCCUGCAAGACGUUGUCAGAAACCGAAGAACGGGCAAGAACAAUCUUGAAGAAGGCGCAAGACUACUUCAUUGUCCACAGAAAGGUUCCUGGCCAGCAUCUGGAAGUCGCGGAAGGCAAAGAUGCAGCGCCUUCGGAAUCCAACUACACCUGGGAGGCAAUUGGAAUGAUCAACCUAGUCCGAUCUGAAAAGCCAGAUCUGGAUCCAUUGCCAAUCCCAGAUUCAAAGCUCCAGCGAGAUUCACAGGAUUCCGAUGAGUCUGCAAAGCUCCCAGCGGUUCAGACGAGGAGUAUCGGUUAUAUGUACCGAGAAGAGGCGUGGGGCAAAGGAUAUGGGAUGGAAGCAGCUGCUGCUCUACUCAAUCACUUUCGUCAGGCAGCAUCCCGCAUGGACAGCCCGACUUUGGUAUACGUGGAAGCUGGAGUUGAUCCCUCCAACACUGGAAGCCUACGUAUUUUAGAGAAGCUCAGAUUCCAAAAAGUCGGGCUGAAUGUUAUUGCAGAUGAGAAGGUGUUUCUGGCUGGGGAAUGGAGACAGAACGAAUAUCCAAUUUAUGGCCUAUACCUCUGAAGAUAGCGACCAAUAGCCGUCCUCCUGGGUGUACAACAGUCAGUUUCUGGAUUUCUAUCUUCCGCUAAAACAUUGUAUUCAUUAGACUAUGUUGUUCGCACCUAAUUUCCAA